Exserohilum turcica Et28A is the source of this 993-nucleotide messenger RNA. RefSeq names its product carbohydrate-binding module family 1 protein. The transcript has a single exon. Gene Ontology annotation, cellular component: extracellular region. Lineage: Eukaryota; Fungi; Ascomycota; Dothideomycetes; Pleosporales; Pleosporaceae. Gene Ontology annotation, biological process: carbohydrate metabolic process. Gene Ontology annotation, molecular function: cellulose binding. The coding region runs from base 1 to 993 and encodes 330 amino acids. The record is from RefSeq and is a predicted model, not a curated record.
AUGUUCACCAAGGCCCUCUUGACCACUGUUCUCCUCUCUGCAGUCUCGGCCCAUCAGAACCUCCAGCAGUUCUGGGUCAACGAUGUCUCUCCUGGCCGUCAGGUCGGAAUCCGGAUGCCGCCAAGCAACAGCCCCGUUACGGAUGUGACGAGUGACGACAUUGUCUGCAACGUCGGCGGCUCCAAGGGCUCUGGUGUCAAGACGAUCGAAGCUGCCGAAGGCGAUACGAUCAAGGUCGGCUGGGAUAACUCUGGCCACCCCGGUCCUAUCACGCACAUGCUCUAUGGACCUGUCGACGAUGCUUCCCAAGCGACUGGUAUCGGUGCCGGCUGGUUCAAAAUUGACGAGGCAGACUACACAAACGGAAAAUGGGCUAGUCUUCUGAUGGAACAAGACAACAUGACCCACACAUUCAAACUCCCUACUGUUCUUGCCGCUGGCGAGUACCUGCUCCGCUCCGAGAUGCUGGCACUCCACAGUGCACAGACUAAAGAUGGUGCUCAGUUCUAUAUUGGAUGCAUGCAGUUGAAGAUCAAGGGCACUGGCAGCAAGGGCGCAUGCACGCCUCAAAUCGAGCUUCCUGGCGCGUACAAGGCCGAUGACAAGAAUAUUUACAUCCCCAACUUUUACAACGGCUUCGACGCUACCGACUACAAGGCUCCUGGAGGCCCAUUGGCUACUUGCGGUGGUGCCGGCGGUGCUGCUCCUCCAGCCUCAAAUACAACAGCCCCCCUUCCGAGCCUUGCUCCGGCUCGUCCUGCCAGUAACAGUACCGUACCUUCAGCAACGCCCAUUGUCCCCACGACAUUCGCCACGCUCGUUCUGCCUUCUGCAGGCAUUACGCCUCCUGUUGGUGCCGUCCCUACCGGCUCUGCGGGAGCAGCGAAGUUAUAUGAGCAGUGCGGUGGCCAGAACUUCAAUGGCCCGACUACGUGCGAGAGUCCUGCAAAGUGCGUCAAACAGAACGACUUUUACUUUCAGUGUGUCAACUAG